Scheffersomyces stipitis CBS 6054 is the source of this 1345-nucleotide messenger RNA. RefSeq names its product Tim54p (gene TIM54). Gene Ontology annotation, biological process: sphingosine biosynthetic process. The record is from RefSeq and is a predicted model, not a curated record. The coding region runs from base 31 to 1320 and encodes 429 amino acids. The transcript has a single exon. Gene Ontology annotation, cellular component: cytoplasm; intracellular membrane-bounded organelle; membrane. NCBI's taxonomy places the organism in Eukaryota, Fungi, Ascomycota, Pichiomycetes, Serinales, Debaryomycetaceae.
AAGAAGCAAUGGAAGAAUCCAGCCUUGAGAAUGAUGGGCAUUCCCAGAUUUUCGCUUCCCUCCAGAAACUGGAUGAUUUUCUGGACUGUUUUGGCCUCCAUUGGUGGAGGUAUAGCAUACGACAAGUAUGAACAGAAGCAAGUGAGAAAAAAGUGGAUGGCUGAAGUAGAGCAUUUGAGUAAACAAGUAUAUCCUCAAGACAGAACUCCUCGUAAAUUGACGAUUUAUAUUGCACCUCCUCCGGACGAUUUCUUGGAUGAAUCGUUGCGCUUGUUCAGGAAAUUCAUCAAACCUGUAUUAAACUCCGCUUCUCUUGAUUAUGAGAUCUUCAGCGAGUCUCGACAAGGUGAUAUUCGUCAGUCAGUUGCACAGAAGAUCAGACAGAUGAGGUUAGAUCGUUUAGAUUCGGGUGUAGAUGGUGUAAAUGGUGCAGGAGCAAAUUCUGUCACAGAAGAAACGAAUUCCAAAACCUGGACGUCAUUUGCUGGUGGGGCCAAAUUGUUCCAGAAGUCCCAGAGCGGCGAAAUUGAAGAUGAACAGCUUGUCAAGAGAUCGGAGUUGUACAAGCCCAGGGACGUUAUGGGGUUGUACCGCGUGUUUAAGCCUAUGGAAGAGGUCAAGUCCGAGGACGAAAUCAACCCCGAAGAGGCUGGCGGUGUAAUUUGCAUUGGAAGAGGAGCAUACAAGGAAUACCUUGCAGGAGUUCACGAAGGAUUGUUAGGACCUUUGGUGAAGCCGCAGGUAUUGAUAGAGGAAGAAGAACAAGCCAGAAUAGCCAAAGAAAAAGAAAAGGAAGAAAGAAUCAAAGAAGGUAAACCGGCAGAAGAUCUUGAUGACGACGAUGAUGAAGCUGGAACCAAGAAACUUCCUCCUGUGACUAAAUCUUUCAUCCAACCUUCAGAGUACGCAGCAGCUCAAUUGGCUCCGGAAUUGAAUAUGGCGAACAUUAUUUUGAAUGACAAAAAUGUUCCUGUGGUGUUUGAGCAGCCGGUUUAUGUCUACCCUAUUCCUAAGUUGACAGGUUUCCUGAAGAUCCCCCAGAAGAUCUACAAAUAUUUUACCACCAGAAGAUUAGCUGAUGAUUUCGGACGCAGAACUACAUCGAUUGUGUAUAACUUGUCUCGUCCAUAUGAGUUCAAAGACACUCUCCUGGCUAAAGAAGAAGAAGCGGAAUGGCCAAAGAAGUGGGUUGCCAAAGGAAUCGAAAAAAACUCUGAAUGGGUGCAAGAAUUAGAGGUUGACGAAAGAAUCACUGACAGAAUGAGAGUGUACGAUCCCGAGUUGUUGAAGAACAGGAAGUCCUACGAUGACCAAAACUAAUGAUGAUAAAUAGCAAGUAACGAUG